CUGUGGUUGUGUUUCAGGUCUGCUCGUGUUGAUAACGACACACUUCGGGCGCAUUUCAUCGCGGAGAGAUGGGAAUUCAGAAGAAAUGGCUCUAAAACAAAUUGUGCCCACGCUGCUGGCCCUGUUCGGCUUGGUGGCUGUCGCUGAUGCUCUGCGUUGUAACUGUACAAACUGUGAGAAGACAGGCUAUGAGUGCGAGACAGAUGGCGCCUGCAUGGCCUCCACGUACUACAUCCAGGGGAAGGAGCAACACGUACGCAUCUGUAUCAACCGGGACAACCUGGUUCCCCCUGGACAACCCUUCUACUGUCUGAGCGCUGAAGGCCUGCUCAACACACAUUGCUGCUAUGUAGAUUACUGCAACAGUAUUGACCUGAAGGUCCCUGUUCCAACAACGGAGGGGAACUGGUCAGUCCCAGGAAGUUCCUGGGGGCCAGUGGAGCUGGUGGCGGUCAUCGCAGGACCAGUGUUCCUGCUCUGCGUUCUGCUGAUGGUUGGUGUUUUCCUGUUCCAGUAUCAUCAGAGGGCUUACAGCCACAGGCAGAGGUUGGAGGUUGAGGACCCAUCCUGUGACCAUCUGUACCUGGCCAAGGACAAGACCCUGCAGGACCUCAUCUACGACAUGUCCACCUCUGGAUCGGGCUCUGGUUUGCCGCUGUUUGUGCAGCGAACAGUAGCCAGGACCAUUGUUCUGCAGGAGAUAAUAGGAAAGGGUCGUUUCGGUGAAGUCUGGCGAGGAAAGUGGAGGGGAGGAGAUGUGGCGGUGAAGAUCUUCUCAUCCAGGGAGGAGCGCUCCUGGUUCCGAGAGGCUGAGAUCUACCAGACAAUCAUGCUGCGCCAUGAAAACAUCCUCGGAUUCAUUGCAGCAGACAAUAAAGACAAUGGCACAUGGACUCAGCUGUGGCUGGUGUCAGACUAUCAUGAGCAUGGCUCCCUUUUUGACUACCUGAACCGUUACUCCGUCACCAUUGAGGGCAUGAUCAAACUGGCCCUGUCAGCUGCUAGUGGACUGGCACACCUUCACAUGGAGAUCCUCGGCACUCAGGGUAAGCCUGGUAUUGCUCAUCGUGACCUCAAGUCUAAAAAUAUCCUGGUUAAGAAGAACGGCAUGUGUGCCAUAGCUGACCUCGGCCUGGCAGUCCGCCAUGAGUCCAUCACAGACACAAUCGAUAUAGCACCUAACCAGCGCGUGGGCACUAAGAGGUAUAUGGCUCCAGAAGUCCUGGACGAAACCAUCAACAUGAAACACUUUGAUUCCUUCAAGUGUGCUGACAUCUACGCGCUGGGCCUGGUGUACUGGGAGAUUGCGCGUCGCUGCAAUGCAGGAGGUAUCCAUGAGGAGUACCAGCUGCCCUACUACGACCUCGUGCCCUCUGACCCUUCUAUAGAGGAGAUGAGGAAGGUGGUGUGCGACCAGAAACUGAGGCCCAACGUGCCCAACUGGUGGCAGAGCUACGAGUCACUACGUGUGAUGGGGAAGAUCAUGAGGGAGUGCUGGUACGCCAACGGAGCAGCCAGGCUGACGGCCCUGCGCAUAAAGAAAACUCUCUCUCAGCUCAGCGUGGAGGAGGACGUCAAGAUGUGAGCGGCCAGGUGAUGAGGCGCCCUGGAGACGCACAACUAGACCACACUCCCAUAGGAAACAAACACUAAAGACAGACUGCAAAUGAAAACCCUGCCAGUUUUAAAGCCACACUCCAAGUUGUGACAAGGCCUACCUCACCUUUUUAGCCAAAACUACUGAGAAUCACCCUCCCCUAUCAACCGUCCUCCCCUCCUCCUACCUCCCCUUUUGUUCCUCGUGUCUCCUUCCCGUUCCCUUCGACCCCCCCCCCCACCUUCUCCAUGGGCCACAACACUACAGCACUACCACUGUUAAUAUCAUCACACUCAACCUUUUUUUUUUGUUUUCAUUUCCCGUGGCAGGAAAAACUAUUGUACAGUGACAGGAUUUAUUUUGUUUGUUUUUGAUCUUUUUUUACCUCUCUGAAAUCGUCCCAUGACCGACUAACCUUGUCCAGAAGAGUCAGGCAUGUUGUGGGUUUCAAGUUCAAGAAUAAUAACACUUAACUUCUGUUGGCCAUGCAACUACACAUGCUGUCGCUGUGAGUGUGUGAGGGAGGGGGUGAGAGGCUGAAGCACUGUUUUUAGUCAUGUGUAAAAUGUGUCCGGACUACUAGCAUGUCUCAAAGACACAAAGAUGUCCUCUGGUAUAGUCUGUAGUUCAUUAGACGAAAUCCUUUAUUGGACAUUUUGGUAAUUUAGCAUCAAACAGCCAGAUUGUGCUUUUUAAUCCCUCCAUUUAAAUAUCCUACAAACAACUGUAGCUUCCUCAUCACGUGCGAGACCUCUUAGGUUUGGCACAAUAGAUGCGAUCCACUCCUGGUGUUAGUUUGAAACGUGGCAGGGAUAAUGUUUGGGAUGGUUUUUAAUUUUAAUUUAUUUGUUGAUAGUUUUAAUUUCAUGUUGAUGAACACUGUGAGAUGAGAUGUGACAAGCCAGAGUCUUGAUAUGAAAAAUUAAUGUAGUUCAGUCCAAGUCUUCACCAUGGUUCAGAUUCAGGGGUCACUGCGUUCAUUGAAUAAAAUACUCAGUUAAAAUAUGGAUGUAGCCAUAACCCCUGUUGGUGACAGGCGAUGACAUCAUGCACACUGAGCAAAUAAGAGGCGUAUGAAAUGGCAAUGAAAAAUACUGUUUUUCUUUUUUGUUUGUUUUUUUAAAUGUAUUUUUGUGUUUUGUGUAAAGACAUAACGAUCUGUGUUUUCUUUUGACUUUGACAUUAGACACUACUGAUGAUGGGUACAUAUGAUUUGUAUCUAAAACAUGCUUCUUUUUUUUCCUUUUAAUGCCACA
This is a messenger RNA of Scomber japonicus (chub mackerel), 2853 nucleotides long. RefSeq names its product activin A receptor type 1Ba (gene acvr1ba). The record is from RefSeq and is a predicted model, not a curated record. The coding region runs from base 86 to 1585 and encodes 499 amino acids. Lineage: Eukaryota; Metazoa; Chordata; Actinopteri; Scombriformes; Scombridae. Gene Ontology annotation, molecular function: activin receptor activity, type I; ATP binding; activin binding. Gene Ontology annotation, biological process: activin receptor signaling pathway; nervous system development; protein phosphorylation. Gene Ontology annotation, cellular component: plasma membrane; activin receptor complex. The transcript has 9 exons.